UUAUUUCUCUUUUUUCUACGCUGUCAUUCAUGUCGCUUUCAUGACACAUAUAUAAUGACAGAUAGCUAAAGAAAAAUUCUCUGUAUUAGAAAAAAUAAAAAUUGCAAGAUCUAAUUUUAGAGGAUUCUGGAAAAUUGAUUAAAUACCUAUUCGAUAUAAAAUUCACAAGAGUAUUUACAACAGUUGAAAAUUGAGAAAAAUAUACAAAAUGAAAUGAUAAUGAUAAAUAAGAAGAAAUGAAAGAAAAUAAAGCUGUUUCUGUUGCGAAACAGGAGCAGCGCACCGAGAGAGUGUACGAAGUUUAUUAUAAUAAAAUACAAGACGAGCGACGUCCCUACUUCAAAGACUUCGGUUGCCAAUACGAUGUUAAAAGAAACGUGAAAUGCGCUUGUCAAAAUGCAGGAACAUUAAAAAAGAGAGACAUGUACUUUACCGGAUAUUCGAAACAGGUUUACGCGUACCAUGGAACAAAAAGUGUUACAGAUAUUGGUGUUGGAAGCAUCAAGGCGUUACAAAGGAAGAGAGUAAGAAGAAUAUAUUUGCCUGAAACUGAUGAGAGAGGCAUUGGCAGUGAGGAUCUUUCCGCUUUUGUUACACGUAAGACAAGGCCUAUCCCCAGAAGUGGUUAUUAUGACCAGAAGAAAACGUCAUCGAAAUGCGUUGGAGGCAACAUAGAAUACAAUACAGGAUGCGUUUUGAAUGAGAAAUUAUCUCCUAUAGUACAAACAAGGUCUGGAGCCACAAGUCCUAGCGACUGGAGGAUAAACACAGAAGUCGCGAGCAACACCAUUGGUAAGGACAUGGUAACUAUUACAACGCAAGUUGAAACUGAAAUUGAUAAUGCUCAAGAGAAUGCCAAAAAUACAGACAAUAUAGAAAUAUCUGAUAUCAAACAACCAGUUAAUAAUGCUCAAGAUCCAAGAUGUAGCAAAGAUCAAGCACCUGUACCAGAAAAUUCCCAAAUGAAAGAUAAAAAAGGAAAUCUAGUGAAUAGAGCUGUUUCCUCAGAUUCUUUGCUACAACAUGUCCAUAACUUAGAAAAUCCUAGCGAUUAUAAACAGAGUGGUACGUCUGUUGAUCCAAUGGAGAAUAAAUUGGAAAGAGAAUAUAGAAAAAUGUUUUCAGCAAAAGGUAAAGACAAAAGACCCAAUGAAAAACCUAUGUCAGAUAUGAAGAGUGCCUCAGUACUGCGCCGUAGGUUCGAAGCUUUAAGGCGAGGUAAAGUUAAGAAAGAAGACUCUAAAAAGAAUGCUAAUAUUCCUAAUAAAGAGUCCAAUCAGGUCGGUGCUCCUAUAAGAAAGGACGUAUCUAUAGCAUCCGAUCCUCCGUCUUUAGAGGGAAGAUCUUACUCAAAUACAAAAACUUAUAGUCCAUUUCAUUUCAACAAUGAACCCGAAAAAUCUAAUUGCAAACCAAGUACUUCGCGUAAGAGAUCCUCUACUGAAAAGAAAGAUAAAGACAGCUUACAAUGGUCUCAGAUAGGUAAUGAUGACAGCGAUUGUCAAGGAGUUAAAGGGAUGUUCAAAUUGUGGGGUAAGACAUUUAAUUUAGAAGAAGAUACCUACAAAAAACGAUCAUCUCCUAUAUCUUCUCAUCAAAGAGUAAACACGUUUACAAAACAACCAGAAAAGAAAGCAGAAUUAAAAUUAGAAAAAACAGUCAAGAAAGACGGAAGAAAGUUUUUCUUUUUCAAAAAGAAGAGUAAAGAGAAAUCUAAACCUUACAAAUCAAAGAAAGGAUUAACAGCAGGACGCUGUGAAGUUGGAGACGGCCUUACGAUAAAAAUAGACGGAAACGAAUUUACUCCCAAUGAAUCAAAGAAAAAAAUUCAUAUAUCAGAAGACAUGCUUCGCAAGCAGUGGCUUCAUAAGUACCUUACUCAUGCAAUAGAAUCCAAAAACAGUGUCCAAAUUAGAUGGAACAACAAAACCUAUGCAACCAGCAGUAGCACUAUCUUUGAACUAAUGGAUACUGUUUACCAAGAUACUGGUAUUGUUUUUAGAUCAAGAAGUGAAGUAACUACUGGCGAAUCAUCAUUUUACAGGUCCAAAACACAGCACGUAAACUUUGCACAUCAAGAAAUUGAGGCUUGGAUGAUACCAAAUACUGUUGUAGAUGCACCUAAACAAAAAUGUAGGAAAGUAAAAAAUAUGAGAUCAAAACAAACAACAGAAAUGAGAACAUCGGCACAAAAAUGGUUCAUCGAUAAAGCUAAAGCAUUUUCACGGAAAAUAGAAGUUGUUCUACACACAAAACAUGUAGUUCACUCUCCUAAAGAAUCUAGUUCAGAGUACUUGCGAAUAGAUAUUCCGAAAGACUUUUUUAUCGAAUCAAGCAGUGACGAAAAUAGAAAACCUUCAAGCGAUGAAGAAGUGUUCAAAAUCGUAGAAUAUGAAAGUGUGGCUGACUCUAAACGAAAUAAGAAAGAUAUGGCAACAGGCGAUCAUCCGGCUGACGAUGUUAAAUUGAUGGUUCAAAAAACGAGUCACGUCUUGGAACCAAAUAUUUUGGAGACCGUUAUUAAAGGACCGGCAGCGAGGAGAGACGUGGUCAUUCAGGGCAGCGAUGUAAAUAUACCGAAGCGGUGCGACGUUAUAGGUGUUGGUAUUAUAACGCAGAGAGAUUUGAGAGAAAUUAGAAAGCCUAUCUUAAAAAUUCAAGAUUACCUGACCGACGAAGAAUCAGAAACGAAUUUAAAAAAGAACCAAAAGACUUGCGAAUUUGCCGAGAGCUAUUUACAAGAUUAUUAUCGUCACUGGACUCCUCUAGGCAUGGAUCUUUUCUCGUGGUGCGUCAGCGAUUCUCACCUAAGAUGCAAUUCAGAGGAAUCUGAACGCAGUUAUCAUAACCAAGGAGACGGUUCGAAGUCAUGUCCAAAUAUUUACGAUGAUUUUCAAACUUCAGCUAUAAUUCCUUCAAGCAACGGCUGUGACUCUGUAUGCCCCGGUCAAGACUUGACGGACUACGAAGAACUAAAGCCUGCAGACAUAGAAUUUUUCAAAUGUAAAUGGCUAAGAAAGUUAAGAGUAAAAAAAUCUACCAUAAAUAAUUGUGGCAAAAGAGUUCUCCCUAAAGAUUCUUUAGAAGUAUUUAAAAGACGCAAGAUUUAUGCGUCGAGUGAUAAGUCGAAAUGGACGUGCUCAAGCUAUUGUGACGUCAAACCGUACUCAAUACCGAGUAUUGAAGACAAGGAGGCGCAAGGUCUGACGGCGGAAAUGUCCAGGUCAACAAUGGCCAGUAGAGGGAUGGAAACAAGGCCAAGACCUUGUAAAAAGCACGUGUCUAUGAAAGAGGACGGGACGUAUGAAUACGUAUCCAAAUCGGAGGGAUCACCAGCGGGCAUACUCAUGUUCAGGGGUGCGAGUGGCUGCGAUGUUUGUAGAGAAGCUGCAGGAAUUUGUCCAAAACAUGCUACUGUGGAUCCAGUAUCAUGUGAAAUUCCUGACCCACCUUGCAGACCUGUGUGCUUAGACAAUCCAAAUCCACCGUGCAGUCCUAUCAUUCCUUUACCAAGUAUGAAGAAAGACUUACAGCCAAUUAAAAAUAAAUGCAUGGAACCUCCUCCGCCUGAACCUGAAGAACCUGUCAUGCCUCCUUGUCUGACUGCCGAUAAUCUUGAAAACGGACCACCAUGUCAAGAAUGUCGAUCAAUACUAGAAGGAAAUUCUCCUAACGUCGAUACCGAAGAUAGCAGUUCGCCAACCGACGAAAAACCACCACCACUGGCAAAUCCAGCCACAAAACAGCCGUCUAUAUUAUGUCCACAUUUCCCACCAUGUAGGAAAUCUCAAUCAUGUCAAAAAUCUACGGAUUACGCACAAAAUACUCCGAACUAUUGCCCAAAAAUUCCAAGCGUUGCUAAAGAGGAACUCAAACCACUCGUCUGCCCCGUACCACCAUGUCUUGUUAAAAAGAAAAAAGAAGAAAUGGAAUCACGCUCUUCCUCACCGUGUGAUAGACCAUCAUGUAAGAAACCACCUAGUCCAUCGAACUCCGAGCAAUUUCCAUGGCCAUUAAAAAGCCAAAAAUCGGAUCAGUCAACGUUGGAUCUACCCAUUUUGCCACCACCAGCACCAGCAAAGAAAAGUCAAAGUUCAAAGUCGUACAAGUGUAAUGACGAUUGUCCACUAUCGCCAAAGUAUUCAAGGCAGACUAUAGCACCUAAAAACAUACAAAGUGAAGGGGAAUGUAGUGGCGACUGUGCGAAUAGAAUUGAUGUAAAACCGCCCAAGAAAGUUUCUCCCCUUAAAUGUACUAGCCCAUGUGCUUCGCCCCAAAAACCCGAGUCUCCAGUUUUACCUCUCUUGCCCGUAGAACCAUCUAAAUAUAAACGUAUAUUACCGGAUAAUCAAAACCUUAAGAUGCAACGACCAAGUAAAAAGACCUGUUCAAAACAAUGUUCAGCCGUCGACGACGAUGACAUCGAAGAUGGUGUAAUACAAUUAAACUCAAAGGAGAGAAUUACUAUAAGAAUGAAGGAACUUACACCAAGUACAGAAGAGAUACGGGAAGGGAUGAACAUUAAAGUCAAAGACGACGACGGAAAUACACUUUAUGAACGUAGAGAGUACAGAAAAUCUUGUAAGCCUUGUCGACCAUCCCUGUUAGGGGACAUGUACAAAACUUCCGAUGUAAAUCGUUGUUCAACUCCAAUCACAAUAAAGAAUGUGCAGACUUCUCAGGAACGAGAGAAAGUCGAAGAAGUAGAGAACAAAAGUGACUCAAGCGUUGCUAAUUUAGUUGAAAUUCAAUUUAAAUUAAAAAUAAUGCAAGGCGAUAAAACCACAGAAUUAAAAAUAGGUAAAAACAAAAAUGAUAACCACAUGGGACAAAUAAAAAAAAGUGAAAUCAGUCCGACACCACAAGACAUAUUUGUAGUUAAAGACGACGAUAACCAUUUAUGUGUAAAGCCAAGUCCCAAAAAUGACGUCAAUAUACGAAUAGUAAUAAAGAAUUUUAAAUCAAAAACAGAUAAAAAAAGAAACGGCAAAUACAAUGAUGAUUUCACGCAAAAUAUAUCUAAUAAGUUUCAUACAGUCUCAACAGGUUAUAGUGACGUGUGUACGGAAGCGACUCUAGACAAUGUUUUCUCAGUACAACGGGCCACAAUAGAUUUGACAAGUUCGAAUGAAAAAUUAAAAACUCAGACUAACCCGAGCGAAAACAAAAGUAAAGUUGAGUUUGUCGAAGAAGUUUCUAAAAUCACUACGCCAUCGAUUGAUGCCAAAUUCAACCCAUCUAUAAACAAAGUAGAGACUGAUCAUUUUGAUGAAAAAUCUUUGACGUACAAGAAACUAAAAAAUGAAGAUGAAGAAGAUUUUAAAAGUUACCUUCCAAACCAAGAAGUACGAGCGUCACUGUAUUCAAAUUCAGAAGAUCUUGACAACUUUGAAGUCACCUCUAGUAAUGCAGACAGCACCACGUUUAUAGAAAAGCCAAUAAGUAAAGCACAAAAGAAAGAAUUACUAAAGAAGGUUAUGGAGAAAGCACACGCGACGAAAGACAAAUCUAAAGAUAAAAUAAAACAGUUACGUGAUAUGUUGAAAGUUAUUUUGACAUCAGAUAGCAGUGAACACGACGAAAUGGCCGUAACUAGCAAUGAACUAUUGAAAGACCUCACAUUUGCGUCUUUACAGCCGAAUUUUGUAAAUGAGACAGACAGUAUGAAUACCUCGUAUAAUAUUAGGAGUAUCUUGUCACUCGUUGAGGACAGUGAACCGAAGUAUUAUCCAACUGAGGAGCAAAAUAGCGAAUGCAGCAAGAGUGAGGGAGAACAAGAAAGAAUAGAAAAGCAAAGAGGUUGCAUGUGUAGCACAUUUGCCGAACGAUUAAAUCUCCGAGGUCUAGGCGAGGGAAAAUGCUGCUGUCGUGUUAAGCAAAUGAAAAGCGAAAACACCAGCUGCGAUAUAAAAACUGAAAACGAUAUUUUAUUCAUGAACAUGACAACUCCCGAAUUAGUCGACGUUGAAACCCAACAGUCCAAAAAUUUCUGGAAUAGGCCACCCAACGCUAGCAAUUCCAAUUGCAAUAAAACAAAAUCGAAUAUUAGAAACGAGCCGACAAUAUCAGCACAUUAUCAAGAAAUAUCUACUAGAUACAUAAGACGUCAAAAUACUGAAAUAGAAACAAGAAAAAAGUUUGUAUCAUCGUAUAAAGAUAGCAAAGAGAUGAACAUGAAAACUUUAAACAGAAACAUUGCACUUAAUAUUUCUGAAGAUGAUAGAGCUAUUUUAUUAAAAGCUACUCCGACUAAUGUUUCAGCGACUGUAAAAAAAUCGAAUAAUGUUAAAGGGAAACCAACAAUUGUUCGAAAACCACACAUAUUACAAUCAUACGCAACAAAGAAAGCUGUAUUGGAAAUAUACGCUGAAAAAACCAUUGAAGAAGAUGGUGAACACACGGUCGCUAAACUGCCUAAAUUUGUGUAUGAUAAAGAAAGUGAAAUCCGUAGAUAUCAGCAGAGACUGUGCCAUUACAAUAGUGUAAAAAGGAACGUGGUCAUGAUGUCCGUUGAGCGGUAA
This is a messenger RNA of Manduca sexta (tobacco hornworm), 6521 nucleotides long. RefSeq lists its product as uncharacterized. The record is from RefSeq and is a predicted model, not a curated record. Lineage: Eukaryota; Metazoa; Arthropoda; Insecta; Lepidoptera; Sphingidae. The transcript is spliced from 4 exons. Bases 237 to 6521 code for a protein of 2094 amino acids.